AUGGUGAGAAACUCAAUGAAGACUGAGCACAAUCUUGAUUAUUAUCUUCCACAUCAAAUCUUUAAUGGAGAUUAUUCAAAAACUUUGGUUCCCAUAAACAAGAACUCCCAAAUAGCUACCAAGAUCAAGCCUAAGAUCCGUAUUAUUCAUAUCUUUGCGCCGGAGAUUAUUAACACCGAUGUCAAGAACUUCCGUACACUCGUCCAAAGUUUGACCGGAAAACCGAAUAUCACCAAAACCAGUUGUAAGAAAGAGACAACGAGAAUAAAUAUUCCUGCGCCACCGCCUCCACCUCGAGAAUCAGGCAAAGAGCAAACGGCCGAGCAUGUUAACAUGAUUAUAGGGAGCCAUGUGGUGAAGGAAGAAUGGGGCUCAGGUUCAAACACAAACACUUACUUUGAUUUAGAUGGUUUUAUUGAUCUUGAUGAAGACGACAACAUAUUCUCAAGUCGAUGGUUUGAUCUUCAACAGCAAUAAAUAAACUCAGUCAAGGGGUUAGGUUAUAGUUUUUUUUUUACAACGGUUGGGUUAUACUAAUAUUGUGAUUUCUAUUAGUUAUGGUGAUUGAAAUUAUUUGUUCGAUUUGGAAUGGUAACAAGUCAUGACUUGAAGCAUUGACCAUCAUGAUGCACGAGAUUGAGACUAUAUAUCAUCAUAUGGGUUAGAGGUAUAUACAUGAUGUGUAUAGAUAUACAAAUGUUUUCGCUUUGAUUUAACUUGGUAGGCUGACUUUGCCAAGAAAAAC
Messenger RNA from Raphanus sativus (radish), 745 nucleotides. RefSeq names its product VQ motif-containing protein 18-like. The record is from RefSeq and is a predicted model, not a curated record. Bases 1 to 477 code for a protein of 158 amino acids. The transcript has a single exon. Gene Ontology annotation, cellular component: nucleus. Lineage: Eukaryota; Viridiplantae; Streptophyta; Magnoliopsida; Brassicales; Brassicaceae.